This is a messenger RNA of Ectocarpus sp. CCAP 1310/34, 2463 nucleotides long. NCBI's taxonomy places the organism in Eukaryota, Phaeophyceae, Ectocarpales, Ectocarpaceae. The record is from the annotation of a GenBank genome assembly.
UUCCGUUUGGUCGCUUCUCGCUUUUCCCUCACACCCCUCCUGUAACCCUCUUACUCCCUUUGCUACACCACCGCCACUUCUAUCGACGCUGUUGCUCAUCGCGGCACGUCUCGGUCGCGGCGGGAGAAUCGAGCAGCUGUUCAUGCCCUCAUCGAGCUCUCAAUACCUUCUGCGAGUCCAGGGACCUGUCGUGUAGAAGAGCAAUCAACUAAAAUGUUCAUGCUGGAGAAAAAGCUGGGCCUCGCCCUUGGCCUCCUGCUUCGCCUGGCUUCGGCUUACGAUUGUCCCGUCGUCAAGAGAGAGGCCACUACGAACUACGGAACGGGCAUUAGCGACGAAGCUCAUGAGGGCUUGACACCGUUUGAGCUGGGAACGUGGAAGGGCGUCGUGGCAUUCAACGAGGAUCAUUGCGUUCAGAUGUGUUGCGAGAGGCUGGAGUGCUUCGUGGCGGUGUUCGACCACGCCGAAGCUCUGUGCUACCUGAAAGCGGCGGCUGCGAUGGAGUCGACUGCCUUUGUCUCUGAACAGGGGUUCACUACUUUCGAAUUGUCCGUCCGAGAAGGUGACCCGUCACCUGUGGCAACGGAACCAACGGAGUGUCAGGGCAAGAGGGGUGUGUCCUAUGACUUCAAGGAUGCCGAUGACUUGGACGCACUAGCUCCCGGCAUGUCGUGGUGGUACAACUGGAGCCCGGCUAUCAUUACAUCGGAAGUGAAAAUCGCUCAAUCCUCGUCCGGUUGCGAGUACAUCCCCAUGAUAUGGGGCGAGAAGGACUUGGACUCGACGCGCUUGGCGAACUUGGAUUCACUCGACCAGCCUUCGCACAUGCUCGGGUUCAACGAACCCAACUUCGGCUCUCAGGCGAACCUGACGCCGCAAGAAGCUGCGGCGCUUUGGCCGACGGUGAAGAGCGAGGCAGCCACGCUUGGCGCGGAGAUCGUAUCUCCCGCGGUGAACUUCUGUGGAGGAGACUGCACCAAGGAGGACCCUUACGAAUGGCUGGACGAUUUCUUCUCGGCGUGCGAAGGCUGCGACGUCACUGCAAUCGCUGUGCACAUUUACACCUGCGAGGUACGCUACCUCAACAAGAUCCUGUACGGCUACCUCAAGUACGGCCUCCCUAUUUGGAUAACGGAAUUUGCUUGCGCUGAUGACGCCGCCUACAUGAACGAGGCGUCCCAGGCUGCCUACCUCGCCGAUGCCCUGACGCUGCUAGAGUUGCACCCAUCGGUGGCUCGCUACGCCUGGUUCACCGGGCGAGGCGGAGACGACGUGGGCGUGACCGGAUCAGACCUCCUGUCUGCGACCGGCGUGUUGACGCAAGUCGGGAGCGUUUUCGUGGAAACGUACCAGGACUUGCAGCGCUGCGAAGACAGGACCGCUUCUCUGAGCACGGGCAUCUUGCCAUCGUCCACUCCAACCAACAUUGCCGAGCCCGGCACAAUGACGGGAAUGACCGACGUCGACCCCGAGGCGACCGAGAUCACGAACGUUGUCAUCGGUAACCUGGGUGGGACCGGCACGUACAUGGAUGUCAUCGGUAUGAACCCUGGAGCAGCCAUGCACUGCCCUUCCACGGAGGCGGCAUGCGUGCAAAAGGAGGUCUCCGUGAGCGGAACGCUGGCUCCGUUCGAUGAGGCUGUUUCGGUUGCGUUCCGUGGCCCCAUGAACAUCCACAACAUCGUCUGGUUCGAAGGAGAGGCGGACUCGUUGAGCAAGACCUCCUCUUGGACACCUGUAACAUCGGACAACUUGGUGUUCAUGACAAACCAAGGUGGAUACACCGGAUGCUCUGGCGAAUGGACCAUCUGCGGAGGCAGCAGCCAGAGCUACGCAGACGAGACGGGCAGCUCGUGUGCGAAUGAGCCCAAGCAGUUUAACGGUGUGUUGGGCGGCGAUCAGGGCGUGAACAUCAUGACAAGCACGGAGUGUGCGGAUGAGUCUACGUGCGGGUUCUACCGAGAUACGGGCAUGGAGGGCUGGAGCGGCGGCCUCGACGGAUCGAAGGUGAUGGUGUUCGAGGUGGACAUGCCGCACUGCGGCACGGAGGGAUUUGACGACUGCACGUGGAACCGUCCGGCUGUGUGGGCUCUGAACAGCAAGGUGGUGCGAACAGAGCAGUACGGGUGCAACUGCCGAGGGGCGGGUGGGAACGGGGGCUGCGGGGAGUUCGACAUCGUGGAAGCGGUCAUCGGCGUCGACCACGCCGACAUGAUGUUCACGACGGUGUACGACUUCAAGGGAACCGGUUCCCCCGGGCACGGCAAAUACUUCAACAGGCCAUCGUCACCGGCCCACUACGCGGCCAUUUUCAGGGGGGGCGAAGAUGCGUACCUCCAGGUGGUGCAGCUCACAGAAUUCGACUACAGCCAGACCACGUUGUCCGGGCUGUGGCUGGACGAGCUCAGGCUGGCGUCCACCGAGAACCACGAUGUAUACGAUGUGCCAGGCUCUGCGUCGUAG